Molecule: messenger RNA, 670 nt
Organism: Capsicum annuum
Lineage: Eukaryota; Viridiplantae; Streptophyta; Magnoliopsida; Solanales; Solanaceae
Product: 60S ribosomal protein L35a-3
Exons: 5
Coding region: 95-433 (112 amino acids)
Biological process (GO): cytoplasmic translation; ribosomal large subunit biogenesis
Cellular component (GO): ribosome; cytosolic large ribosomal subunit
Molecular function (GO): structural constituent of ribosome
Source: RefSeq, a predicted model, not a curated record
UUCACUAAAUACUACUGCCCAACCCAAUAAUAUAAAUUCCUCUCUUUAGGGUUUUAAGCUUCUUCCUCAAUUUACACCUCCAAAGUUGCCAAAAAUGGUGAAGGGACGCCAAGGAGAACGUGUAAGACUGUACACUAGAGGAACAGUUCUCGGAUACAAGCGGUCGAAGUCGAAUCAGUAUCCGAACACGUCAUUGAUUCAAAUUGAAGGAGUGAAUACUAAGGAGGAAGUUGAUUGGUAUUUAGGGAAGCGUAUGGCGUAUAUAUACAAGGCCAAAACUAAGAAGAAUAACUCACAUUAUCGAUGUAUUUGGGGUAAAGUUUGUAGGCCUCAUGGAAAUAGCGGUGUUGUUAGAGCUAAAUUCAAGUCCAAUUUGCCACCGAAAUCUAUGGGAGCUAAGGUUAGAGUUUUCAUGUACCCGAGCAACAUAUAAGCCAAGGUCGAUGCUUGCUUGGACACCCUACUUUUGUCUUAUCUUUAGCAAUUAAGGAUUUGAAUAUUUAAAAGUUAGUUGGACAUAACUUGUUUUUGGGCUCUAUGGAGUUUGACAUUUUUAGUCUAUUUGUUUUGUAUUGGGAAAAACAGCAAUGAGUGAAACAUCUGAUUAGACGAUGUCUAAUUUUCUUCUUGGAGUUUCUACAUAUAUUUAUAUAUCUAGCAAGUUUCUUAA